This is a messenger RNA of Elgaria multicarinata webbii, 2989 nucleotides long. It is a transcript of the gene TXNIP, whose product is annotated as thioredoxin interacting protein. Gene Ontology annotation, molecular function: ubiquitin protein ligase binding. The coding region runs from base 278 to 1456 and encodes 392 amino acids. The record is from RefSeq and is a predicted model, not a curated record. Gene Ontology annotation, biological process: protein transport. The transcript has 8 exons. Gene Ontology annotation, cellular component: cytoplasm. NCBI's taxonomy places the organism in Eukaryota, Metazoa, Chordata, Lepidosauria, Squamata, Anguidae.
CCGACAGCACAAAAGAACGGGACAGAUUGGGCAAACUGGGGCAGGAAUUCCUUUUAAAAAAGACAACUGCUCUUUAAUCUGCUGUUUUUGCAAUUUGACCUUAAAAAAUAAUAAUAAUAAUUAAGGUUAGAGCAAAUACCAAUUCGAUUUCCCCCUUCAAAUAUUCCAUUUGAGGGAUAAAUUCCUACCUAGGCGUGUUCCAACUUUCGGAGUUUGGACAAGCUGGGAAAUUGAGCGCGCUCCUGACCAGUGAAAUUUUUGUGUGUGUGAAUCCACCAUGGUGAUGUUCAAGAAAAUCAAGGCCUUCGCGCUGGUGUUCAGCGAGGCUGACAAAGUCUACACCAGCGGGGAGAGCGUGGCCGGCCACGUCGAGGUGGAAGUGGCCGAAGUCACCAAGGUCACCGCCGUCAAAAUCCUGGCUUGCGGGGUGGCCAAAGUCCUGUGGAUCAAAGGGCCGCAGCAGUGCAAGCAGGAGAUGGAAUACCUGCGCUGCGAAGAAGUCCUCAGCCCAGAGGACCACCUCGUUGAUGAAGAUGGUUCUAUGAUCCUGAGACCAGGAAAUAUCUUCAAAUACAAAUUUGAAUUCAAGCUGCCCCAAGGACCCCUUGGUACAACCUUCAAGGGCAAGUAUGGCUGUGUUGAUUAUUGGGUGAAGGCUUUCUUGGAUCGCCCAACCUUUCCGACUCAAGAGAUAAAAAAGCGCUUUGAGGUCAUGGAUCAGAUUGACGUCAGCGCUCCUGAUCUUCAGAUGCCCGUCUCUGCUAAGAAGGAAAAGAAAGUGUCCUGUAUGUUCAUCCCUGAUGGGCGUGUGUCCGUUAGCGCCAGGAUCGACCGCAAAGGCUUCUGUGAAGGUGAUGACAUCUGCAUCAAUGCUGAUUUUGAGAACACCUGCUCCCGGAUUGUGGUGCCCAAGGCAGCCAUUGUCGCCAAGCACACCUACCUGGCCAAUGGGCAGACCAAGGUCUUCUCCCAGAAGCUCUCCUGCGUCAGAGGCAAUCACAUCAUCUCUGGCACGUGUGAGUCCUGGCGUGGCAAGACCCUCCGGGUCAAGAAGAUCAAACCAUCCAUUCUAGGCUGCAACAUCCUACGUGUAGAGUACUUCCUUCAGAUCUACGUCAGUGUCCCGGGUUCCAAGAAGAUCAUCUUGGAGCUGCCCCUCGUCAUUGGCAGCAAAUCCUCCAGCAUCGGCAGCCGCAGCUCCAGCAUGGCUAGCCAGACUAGUUCUGAGAUGAGCUGGGUGGACCUCAAUAUCCCUGAUGCCCCAGAAGCACCUCCUUGCUACCUGGACAUUGUCUCUGAAGACCACCGUCUGGAGUGUCCCACUACCCCUCUUAUAGACGAGCUGGACAACUCCUUUGACAGCCCUAUCUUCAUGUAUGCUCCGGAGUUCAAGUUCAUGCCUCCACCCACCUACACAGAGGUGGAUCCUUGCACUGCCAACAACAACGUCCAGUGAACGACCAACCAAAGAAGCAACUUCAUGCAGUUGUCUUUUUCUCCAGUUUUUCCUGGACUUUUAAUAAUUGCACUUGCAGAGAGUAUACACCAGGCAGAAAAUCCCUGAUGGAAAAAAGGGAAGGACGUUCUCAUGGUGUCACGGCUUCUUGUGGAAGGAGCUGAAUUGAAUGGCUUUCUUAAUGCCUCAGUCUACAUACUUGGCACAGGCUAAGAAAGAAGCUGUGGGGGUCAGUUUUGUGCCUGAGCUUUGGCCUUCUCCCCCAAAGCCUUUUCUCCCCCACAAACCGACAGGUGCUGAAAUAAAACUUUGAACAUGCAACUGUGGGGUAGAGGCAGGCGUGAACGCUCUUAGGGAAAGUGUUUGGUGUUCCUUUUGGGCAAGUAGAGGUGAUCAGUGGCUUGGAAGAGAUCCCACUGAAUAACAAAACAUGGCCGUCAGAGUGCCAUAGACAUGUCGAUGAUAUUUUGUGUUGGAAAUCAAAAAGUGUUUCGAACGUGAUUUAGAUACAAGGGGGGGUUGUCUGGAGAUUUCGAUAAGGAAAACAAGAUUUUUAGCAGUUUAUAUUUGUGUUUUUCCAAGUAAAAGUUAUUUCUCAGACUAUAAAACCUAACACCUUAAUCUUGAGGACACUUAGAAGAAUGUCUGGAGGAAGUUGCUGUAACACUCAUAGGUGUUACUGGAGAUGUUGGAUGGGUUUUGCUCAUCAGCAGUAGGUGAAGAAGGGAAGAGGUGAAAAUAGAAAUGUGUAGCAGGUGAUGAACGUUUUAGGUGGCAAUAAACACUCCAAAGGGAGAAUAACUCCGACUUUUCAACAAGCAAUGGAUUUGUUUAUGUUUGUUUCUGUAUUGUUGAAUGCACAACUGAAAACACUGUUUUAGAAGUGCAGGUUUCUAAAAACAACUUCUUUAAAGUAUUGUAAUGGACUGUUUUUGUAACAUUUGAUUUCUGUCUUUCUCCUAAGCAUGUAAGCAGCCAACUUUCUGUGAAGAAGAGAAAAAAAUCUCUAUGCCUAUUUCCUUUUCUAAUACUUUUGCUGUUAUGUGGAUAAACCAGUGUUGAUAUUUUUGGGGCAUGGGGCAGGUUGUUAGCAUUGGAUGGUGCAGGGGCAAGAUUCGUGGCCUUUUGAGUGGGGGGAACACUCCUCUUCUUCCUCCUCCCCCCACUCUGAUAAGUUUAUCAAGCAUUCCCUUGCUUCUUUAGAAUCAAAAGCCCAGCAGUAUAUAGAAACGACCCCACCCCAUCCUGUGUUCUCUAGCAAAUAACUUGGUUUAUCCACCACUGACAGAGGAAAAAUGCACUUUUUCAAAAGUUUCUUAAUAGCACUGCAUAUCCAAAGUGUUAAACGAUCCCAAGUUUUGUCACACACAAAAAACUUGUUGGUCAUAAAUUUGGGUGUACUGAACCCGUUUCUACUGUGUUUUUGUGUUUUAAUGUUAUACUUUUUUUUGUAUUGGUUUAAAACUUAAAUAUGUUUUGUACUAUUAUAAGCCUCCUUUUGGGGCAACAUUUAUAAUAAAUGUUCAAAAUUAC